UUUAUUAGCUUACGCUGAAACUGAAGAUUAUAAAGCUCAUCAAAUGAGCUCUUCUACUUCCUUAAUUUUCCUCUUCCAUUUCUCUCUUAAUUUAAAAUUACAUAUCUUCAAUCUUAGAUUCUCUCAGACGAUUCACACAAUCUUUUAAUUUUUCAAAAACUAUUAUUUCCUCUGUUUAAUCUAUCUUAGAUUUGCUUCGGGCUCAGUUUAUCUGAGAGAGUUAUGGCGUUCGCAAAUAGAGGUUUCAGCAAGUUUCACGGCAAAGAAGAAGCGUUAGGGUUAGGGUUUGUGAGGAUCACAAGAGGAUUAGGGAGGAAAAGGAUUCUGAUAUCGAAAUCAAAUCAAGAAAACGUUUCAAAUUCCGAUCAAAAUCUGUUGAAGAGAUCUAAAAGUGAAACAACAGAAUCCAAUAACUCUGUUCUUGAAUCUCUGCAUCAGGAUAUUUUGAUUCGAGUACUUUGUCAUGUGGAUCACGACGACCUAGCCAGACUAAAACGUGUAUCUAAAACAAUCAGAAAUGCUGUUUUAGAAGCAAAGAAGUCGCAUUUUGAUUAUAGCACACCUAAAAAGGCUCUGUCUUUUCGAGACCCAUUAGUUACCCUCAACGAAGAUUCAAAUUCAAAUUCUACGAGUGAUCAAGAUGAUGAGAUUGAACCUCCUAAUGCACCAACUCGAAGGAAGAACGUUAGUCGUGAAUCAGGUUUGUCGAAGAUCUCUAUGGUAUUGUUUAAAUGAGGAACCAGUGCAGAACAUGAAGACAUAGAGUUCUCUUUUGCUUCAAUCCUUAGCACUGAAGCUAUUUAAAAUUCAAGUUUAUUAUAUUUACUAAUCCAUGUGAAUAUAACAAUUAUUUGCAGACUUUGUAAGAUUAAAAUAUUAAUCUGUAAAUAAUUCAUUUGGGUUGUGAUCAGACUUCAGAGUAUCCUAAGUAUUGAUUUUGUCCUUUUCAAUAAAAUUUGUUUAAUUCUGCUA
Brassica napus (rape) is the source of this 972-nucleotide messenger RNA. RefSeq names its product F-box protein At4g05010. NCBI's taxonomy places the organism in Eukaryota, Viridiplantae, Streptophyta, Magnoliopsida, Brassicales, Brassicaceae. The record is from RefSeq and is a predicted model, not a curated record. Gene Ontology annotation, molecular function: protein binding. The transcript has 3 exons. Bases 223 to 735 code for a protein of 170 amino acids.